This is a messenger RNA of Racocetra persica, 1591 nucleotides long. Lineage: Eukaryota; Fungi; Glomeromycota; Glomeromycetes; Diversisporales; Gigasporaceae. The record is from the annotation of a GenBank genome assembly.
GUUAAAAGACAAUCAAACCGAUUUGAUAUUAAAGAGUCCACCACUUAUAAUGACGAAGUAGAAAGUGAUUAUAAUUUCUCGAAUUUUGAGCUUGCUUACCGAGCUCUUGACCCCUCAAAAAUGUGGGUUCUCAAUUCAUCUGGGCGUGUCGUCGAAAAAAACGAAAUAUUUUCCUCUAAUCCAAAACAAGUACCAAAAAUCGACGAAAAAAUUGUGAAUUUCUUGAAAAAAUACAAUGUAGACAAUUUACCUACCCUUCAAAAGGUUAUUUUUGAGCCCCUUUUUUCUGAUAAUGCUCCUUAUUCAAUAGAUUUGGAUUAUAUUAACCUUGCGUAUAGGUCAAUGUAUUCUCUAUGGAGAGGAGAAGACGAUUUUACUUCAGCUUCAAAACUAGAAGGGUGGUUCGAAAUGAACAUCUGGGCUCAUUUAGUUGAUUCCGCUUUUUGUGAGAUGGAAACUGAUUUGGUGCGAGGAGAAGGAAUGUGUUUAUCGUCAAGUGAUAGAAAAAAUACUGAUAGGUCUGAAAAUGACCGAAAAAAAUUUGGCAAAAAGGGAGAUGGGAUCUUUAGAUUAUGCAACAAGCGCCUUGAAUUUGGCGCAAUUGAAGCUGGAAGAAACUGGGAGGGAACAAAGGGAACCAAACUCUUAACGGAUUUCUUAAAAAUGUCCAAGAUGCUUAAAGAUAUGAUUAAUGUACUUGCAACAGAAUGCAAUAUGAAAGAAGAUGUUUUAAGAAAGUUACAAAUAGCUGGGAUUCUCCAAGGAGCGAAUAUGAUGCAAGUAAUUACCAUAGAUCUUCCGAUGGGAUACGUUACUCGCAUCCAUCGUCGAAAAUUUUAUGAAGUUCCUGGUCGUUUAAACAAAUAUCAACCACUUGGAUUCAUUAUAAUGGAGGUUUUAUUUGUAAAAUCUGUAAUUAAGCAAACACUUAACUUGAUUAAUGAGUCAAAAGUAGAUUUUGAACAUUUUCUUAAUAACUAUUAUGAAAAUGACGGGUCCCAGACACCCCCUCAAAAUAUUAGAGUACCUUCUGCAGGAGAUAUCACACAGUCUCCAGCACGUUCACCAUUGAUGCUUGACAAAAAACAGAUUGUUAAACAGGAACUGAUAGAAGAAUUACAAUGCCAGGACCUCUCUAGAGUAUGCACUGAUAGAAAUGAUAUAGGCGAAAGCCAGCACAUCAGUGAUGAAAUCAAUGAGCCUUGUAAUGAGCGAAUUUCAAAGACUUUGAUUCUAGAAUUUGCACCAACUUUGGCCUAUUUGUUUGAAAAGACAACCAAGUCCUGUCAAAAAGAAAUUUUGCGUUGGUAUAAUUAUUCUCUUGAAAUGGAAAGCAAGGUUUUCGCUAUUAUAGCUGAAAGUAAAGCUACAGAGCAAACAGUGAGAGCUUGGAUAUAUAAAGAAAUGCUACGGCAUCUACCAGGCAUUUUGUUAGUUUCUCUACGAAUAAAAACAUAUUUAUCUCAAAAAAAUAAUCAAGAUGAGUCAAAGGCUCGAAACUCUGCUUCCUCGAAAUUACCAGAAGCUGAAGUAAGUAUAUCACAGGUAAAUACAUCUAGCCACCUUGUGACUGCCUUUGGCAAGAAUAACU